AAAAAAUGAUGGGAGGCUCUGGUCGGCUGUGCAUGUGCAUGUUCCUCCAUCCUCGUCUUCGAAUCCAUCGUUCCUUCACCUCUCGCGUCCCGAAGGACAAGGUCGAGGUCAUUCCCAGGCCUAAAGGAUGGCCUCUUCUCGGCACUCUUCCCGAAUUCCUCAGCAGUGGCUCUGUGUCGCGAAUCCACGAAUACGUGGACCGAAGGCAUCGUGAGUUGGGCCCCAUCUUUCGCGAUAGAUUGGGGUCGGUGGAGGCGAUAUUCGUCGCGGAUCCGGGGAUCGUGAAGGAAAUCUUCCGUCAUGAGGGGCCCUGGCCUCGCCAUCUCAUCCCGGAACCUUGGAUCAUUUAUAAUCGCAAGUUCGGCUGCCGGAGAGGACUCUUCUUCAUGGAUGGGGCCGAAUGGCAGGAGGAGAGACAACGAUUUGGCCGGUUUCUCCUAUCUCAGGCUCGAAUCGAAGCCCAUCAUCCACACUUCCAAGUUCUGUCCGACGACUUGGUCCUCGGGAAAUGGACUCAGCCCAUCGAAAACCUCGAGGAAGACCUCUAUAAAUGGUCCUUGCAAGUGGUGGGGAGCUACAUGUUCGGAGAAGACUUCCGGUUUCCCGAAGGGGAUUUGGAGGUACUCAUGCGGAAUGUGAGGGAACUGUUCCACCAGUCGGCCGCCAUGACACUCUUCCCUCCGAAAGUGGCUGCUGCCCUCCACCUUCCCGUCUGGACCUCUUUCGUCUCCGCCUUCCACUCUGCCCUCGCCAUCGUGGAGCAGAUGGUCAAGGAGAGGCUGGAGGGAUUUCAGAAAAAAGAACUGGGAAUGAAGGAAGACUUGUUGACGAAGGUCCUCGUGGAUCUGUUCCUAGCAGCCGCGGACACUACGUCCUAUACCCUCACCUGGUGCCUUCAUCUCCUCGCCACCCACCCAAGGAUUCAAGAGGAGAUUCGUAACACACCCCAUUUAGUAGGGGGAGUGGUGAAUGAAUCCAUGCGGCUCUUCCCCGUCGCUCCGUUCCUCACUCGAUAUCUACCUCGAGAUUCUAUCAUCUCGCAAUACCGCAUCCCCAAAGACGUACUCCUCUUGUUGUCCCUGUACACGAUGGGGAGAGACGAGAAGCAUUUCAAACACGGGGGAGAAUUCAAACCCGAAAGAUGGAAGGAGGUUGGGGUUGAGUCUCGUUUUGCCUUCCUCCCUUUCGGAGCUGGGAGAAGGUCAUGCGUCGGCAAGAAAAUUGCACUAAUCAACAUGCACCUUCUUCUCUCCACAGUGCUGAGGCAUUACAACCUGGAAGCAUUGAAUGAGAGUGAAGUGAAGUACGAAAUGCGCCUCAUCGGAGUUCCAUCAGAGUCUAUCAAAAUCCGCCUUUCUCCCCUUCCACGUCAAUCAUGACUCAUAUUGGAUGUCGAAGUUUCACAUUCUGUAUACUGUGAGGGCACGAAACUGAAAUUUUCAGAAAAUAUAUCCGAUUAAGAUCCUCG
This is a messenger RNA of Darwinula stevensoni, 1468 nucleotides long. NCBI's taxonomy places the organism in Eukaryota, Metazoa, Arthropoda, Ostracoda, Podocopida, Darwinulidae. The record is from the annotation of a GenBank genome assembly.